ACUUUAUCAAAACUUAUUUUCAUUUUGAAAGUGAACUGAUAGUGUUCCAAUUUUGCAUUUCUCGAUCAAUAUUCUCUUUAAUUCGGCUUAAUUAAUUGCAGUUUUUAUCGUGUACAAUAUGAUUGAACCUCCCCAUGCAUUAUAUCCUGAUCCACAAAUACUGUAUGAUCCAGAUCCAGAAAUUACGGUCAAUAUGAUUACAGCCAACGGACCGAUUUUAGGUGGUGUUUUUACCGGAGCAGGCGCCUACGCUACGUAUAAUUGGGCGAGAGGCAGACCUUUAAGAGCAAGUCUGCCAGUGUAUAUCCCCUGGAUUCUUGGAUUCACCGGUACGUUUGUAUAUCUGUCAAAAUUGUUCAAACAAUACUAUUCUCGAAGAGACACCAUUCAUAAACAUUACAUCAAGCUUCAUCCGGAACUUUUUCCACCACCACCUAAAAUUUUAAUCGGCGAUAUCUUGGAAGACUGGGGUCCUACGCGUUAGUUUUCAAUACCGAUGGAAUGCUGUUUACAAUAGGAGCAGUUUUUAAAAAUUUAUUUUUUCAACAAAAGGUGUUACAUUGGAUUCAACAUUGACAUGGUAUUUAGAAAAUAUAUGUUGGUCAUUAUUCUAGAAACACUCGAUGAAAACCAUGAAAGCAAAAUGUAAAUAAAUAUAAACGUAGUUAACAUGUAAAAUUAAAUCGUUGAUGAUGUUCCGA
Molecule: messenger RNA, 701 nt
Organism: Planococcus citri (citrus mealybug)
Lineage: Eukaryota; Metazoa; Arthropoda; Insecta; Hemiptera; Pseudococcidae
Gene: ND-B14.5B
Product: NADH dehydrogenase (ubiquinone) B14.5 B subunit
Exons: 3
Coding region: 119-484 (121 amino acids)
Biological process (GO): mitochondrial electron transport, NADH to ubiquinone
Cellular component (GO): mitochondrial inner membrane
Source: RefSeq, a predicted model, not a curated record